GAACCAUAUAUCCCAAACCGAAAUUUUGAAUACCAAUUAGGUUUCUUCAAAGAAAAAGAAAUUAAAAAUCCCAAUUAGUUUUUGAUCUUCCUCCUCCGUUCUGCUCUCCACCGCCGCGCCGACGCUCUCUUUUUCUUCCACCGGCACCGUCGUUCGAGUUUCGUGUUUGCUUCAACGGUGUAAGCCUUAUCCCAUGGAUCGAUCCCUGAAUCUACUCGAUUUAGCCUUAGGGUUUGAUCAGCAGCUACUUGAUCCAUCGCCUCUAAGUGGGAAAGUAGUACUAAUCGAGGACUGUGUAGAGACUAGUGGUUCCUUUGUGCUUCACCAGGUGAUGAAGCGUGUUCUCUCCACUAAUUCCUCUGACGCCCUUAUCUUUCUCGCCUUUGCUCGUCCUUUCUCUCAUUAUGAUCGAAUCCUGCGUAAACUGGGAUGCAAUUUAGCCGCUCAAAAGACAAACAAUAGAUUGGUUUUCUUCGACAUGCUUAUGAUGAAGUGUUCAGAUGGUGAAGAAAUCGAAGACAAUGUAAGUGCUGUUGCAAAACUAUUUCGGGAGAUACAAGAAACGGUUCGAAAGCUACGCAGUUUAACUAAUAGCAACAUAACCGUUAUGGUCGAUGACAUGUCUCUCCUUGAAAUUGCUGCUACCGGUAGCAAUUCAGAUCGCGUCUUGGACUUCUUGCACUACUGUCACUCUUUAACUUCUGAAACCGAUUGUUCGCUGGUGAUUCUCAAUCAUGAAGAUAUAUAUUCGAGCAUGGAGAGACCUGCGUUUUUGCUACAUAUGGUAUGCCUUGCAGAUGUUGUCAUAAAGGCAGAGCCUUUAGCCUCUGGUUUAGCAAAUGAUGUACAUGGCCAAUUGAUUGUUCUGAACAAGGGGAUAAGCAGAAGCUCGAGGAGCAAGUUGCAGAAUUUUCAAUUCAAGAUCAAAGAAAAUGGUAUUGAGUAUUUCUAUCCCGGUUCCAGAAGCUGAAGAUUAGAGAAUGUUUUGAAUGUUAUCGUGUUAUGGUAGUGAAAUGCAUUUUAGAAAAUUGUUUUUGUUUUUUUCUGUUGAAAGAUUCUCUAAACUCUGUUCAACAUUGUUACCAAAUUGUCUUCUAGUUGUCACUUUAUGACCUUACUUAGCUUAGUCCCGGUAUUAGCUUUGGAGUUAAGGCCAUGACAAGACAAUCAUUGAACAAUUCAAGCUUGAAACUGUACGGCUACUUUACUUUUUGCAGCAACGCAACAUUAUUUGAG
Messenger RNA from Thlaspi arvense, 1236 nucleotides. Lineage: Eukaryota; Viridiplantae; Streptophyta; Magnoliopsida; Brassicales; Brassicaceae. The record is from the annotation of a GenBank genome assembly.